AUGUUUAAUGAAUUAAGCUCAAGUUUAAUUAGUAAAAAAGAAAAAUCUAAGCUCAUAAGAUUAGACGAUCCUUUAGAUAAAGAAAAAGAAAAAUGUUCCUUUUGUAAUUUAAAAAAAAAGAAAUUAAUAAAAUUAUUAAGAUGUAAAAGUUGUGAUGAUAUCUAUUAUAAAGAUAGAAAUAAAAUAAAAAAAGAAUUAUUCUCCAUAGGAAAUUUUAAAAAUAUAAAAGAAAAAGAAAAGUUCUUUCACUUUGUAAAUAAAAUAAAGCUAAGAAAAAAAGACUUUUACAAAAUUAAAUUACAUAAUUUAAAGAACCUGAAAAAAAAGAAAGGCAUUACAGAUCAUAAGAAAGAUUUUAUAUUAAAAAAAAGUUUUAAUUCAAAAAAAAAUUAUAAAAAUGUAAAACCAAAAAAAACUAAAAAGAAACCUACAGAUAAAUCAUUCUAUAAAGAUCUCAUAAAAAAUAAUCAUUUUAUUAAAAUAAAUAAUAAAAACCUUAAAUAUAUAAAAGAAAAAUUAAUUUCUAUUAAAAAUAAAAAUAUGUUUACUAGGUUGUACAAAGGAUCAAAUAAAUUAAAAAAUAUAAAUAGAAAAAGAAAUGUUAAAGGUAUUUAUCACAGAAAAAAAACAAUUAAUAAAAUGGAUUUGUCUUCUUUUAAAAAUGUAACGAAAUCAUAUAGAAACAUAAAAAAAUUAAAAGUGAAUAAAAUAAAUAACAAAAAAUAUUUAUUAUUUAAUAAAAAUAAUUUUUUUAAUAAUAGAAAAGAUCAAAAUGUAUAUCCUUACAAAAAUUUUAAAAAAGCAUCUUACCUCACUAAAGAAAAAACAUUUUCACAUAUUUCUUAUAAAAAAGAAAGAUACAUAAAAUCUAUGCAUGAAUCUUCACUGAAAAAUAAAAAUUUUUUUUUUCUUUUUAAACAUCUAAAGGUUAAUGAAAAAAAAAAAAAGAAAACGUUUUCUAUGAUGAAAGAUGGUCAUUCAAAUCCUAAAAUGGAUUACAAAAGUGUUCAACAUGAAAAUAAUAAAAAAGAUACAAACUGUAAAAAAUUAAAUAUAAUUAGACAUGUAGAAAAAAAAUUUAGAAAUAAGACAUCUAUUUUAUCAAGUCAAAAUAAGUUACAUGAAAUUAUAAAAAAAAAAUAUGAUUACAACAAUAGAGAUAAAAAAAAAUUAUAUGAUAUUUCAAAAAUAUAUAUUACAAAGAAUUUACUUUAUCAACGUAAUUUAGUAAAAUUUACAGAUGGUAAAGUGUCAAAUAGUUCAUUCGUUAAGAAUGGCAUAAAUAAAAAAUCGGAUAAAACUAUAUAUCUUGAAAUAAAAAACAAAAAGAUAAUACUUAAAACAUCUGUUAGAAAUACAUCUUUUAGUAAAUUAGGAAAAAGUAAUAUAUUUAAUCAAUUAGAUGAAAAAUUGAAAAAUAAAAAAUUGUACUUUUCAAAAAAUAAAAAUGAAAAUAAAAAUGAAAUUUUUCCAUAUACUAAUGAAAAUAACCUAAUACAAACUCAAAAAGGAGAGAAAGAAAAAGAAUUUGAUAAUAAAAAAUCUCUAGAAAAAAAAUACUUAAUUAAAAAAUACGAAAUGAAAAAUGAUAAUUUUUUCAAUAUUCGAAAGAAUAUUUUUAAUUUAAAAAACUAUAACAUAAAAGACAGAAAGGAUAAUGAAAAGUUAUACAUUGAUAGAAUUAAAAAAAAUUAUAUUUUAAAUAAGAAAAUGCAUGAUAAAAAGUUAUGUGAGAAAUUCAAGGAUAAUAUAUCGGAAAAGAGAAAUAUAUAUAGUAAUACUUAUGAAAGAAACAUUUUAAAUAAUAAAUACUCUGAAUGUUGUAUAGAAAAAACAAGCAAUCAUUUAAAACAUUACAAUUUUAUAAAACUAAAAAAUUUAUCGAAAUUAAAAAAUAAAAAUAAGGGAAAAUAUAAUAUCGAUAAAAAAGAAAAAAAUAAGCAUAUGAACAGAUUGAUAAGAAAAUAUAUGAAAGAAAUAAAUAAAAAAGGUAAAAUAAAAAAAGAAUUCGAUAAUUUAAUUCAAACAUAUAAAAAUUUAGAUAGAAAAAAAAUAUAUGGAAAAGGUGAAAAGAAAGAAAUUAUAGAAGAUGAAAUAGAGGUGACACAAAAUUGUUUAAUUAAAGGAGCUUAUUCAUCCUUUAGAAAAAAGGAGAAUAUAUAUAAUAUUCCCUUCACACACAAAAAUGAAACAAACAAAAAAAUAAUAAUAGAGAAAAAUAAAAUGAUUAUUAAUAAAAUUAAAAUGGAUAAAAAAAAUAAAAUGAUUAGCAAUGUUAUAAUUAAUAAUAGAAUAAAUGAAAAAUUACAAAUUCAUAAAAAAGAUAUAUUUGAAAAAUUCCCUAUGAUAAAUAUGAAUACAUUUGAAAAUAAAAAAGAUGUCCAAAAAAAUAAUCAAAAAGAAAUAGAAAAAAAAUAUGUAUAUAAAAAUAACACAAUAAAAAUAUAUAAAGAAGGAAUAAAAAAUAAAAAUAUAUUCAACUAUUUAGGCGAUAAAUUUACUCUAAAAAAAGAUGUUGAUGUUCAUUCUGAUGAAAAAUUUAACAGUAAAAUACUUAUGAAAAUAAAUGAUGAAAAUAAUAAAAAAUAUACUAUACCAAUUACAACUGCUAAAAAAAGUAGUAUUAUAAAUAAAGAAAUAAGUGAUUAUGAGGAAAAAAAAAGAGUAUUUAAUGAAUAUGAACAAAAAAAAGAAAUAAAAAGAAAAAAAAAGAACAAAGAAGAAAAAAAGGUAAAUGAAAAAAAAGUAGAACAAAAACUUAAAUAUGUGCAUAAGAAUCAAAAAGAUGAAAAUAAGAACGAAAAAAUAUUAAAAUACACAGUAGAAAAUAGUGAGUUAAAUAAAAAUAAUCACUCAAUACAAGAUAAGAAUAAAAAAAAAAGCGAAACAAAAUUAUCAAAUGAAUACCAACCUAACAAAAAAAUGAAUGAACGUGAAAUUAAAUUAAAAAGUAACUAUAACAAAAAUGAAAAAAUUGAAAGUGAAGAUAAAUUAGCAUUAUUAAAUGCAUACAAAAAUAAAGGCAUAUAUAAUUCUUAUGACAAAGAUAUAUAUGAGUUACAUGUGAAUUCAUAUGAAAAUAUAGAUGGUAAUAAUGAUAUAAUUGUGAAUGAUACUGAAAAAAAAAAAAAAAAAGGAAUAGAAAUAUACUUUGGUUUUAAUAAAGAAGUAAUUAGGGAAAGAAGACAAGAAAAAGAAAACAUUAUCAAUAUGAAUAUAGAAGCAAAAGAGAGCUUUAAUGAAAAAAUUAAAGAAGUUCAUAUUGUAAAAAAAAACGUUUUUACAUUAAUCAAAAAAAAACAGAUAAAUAUUGAAAAAUUAUUAGACGAAGAUACAAGCAAAAAAAAUCAAAUCAAAUCAAAAGAAAAGAAUUUUAAUAUUAAUUCAAAUGAGAGGAAGCAAAAUCAGUGUGACAAAUAUAACAAAAAUAGAUAUAACACAUUGAAAAAAGAUAAAUUCAAUUUUAUAAAAACUUAUAUAAUGCCAAUUGGAAAAUGUAUCAAUCACUAUAAAAAUAUUUCAUUUGAAAAAAAUAAUAGUAUAAAUAAUUUGAAAAAUAAUUUUCAUAUCUUGAAAAGUGUAAGAAAAACAAAUAUGGAGUUCAAUAUUAAAAAUAAUGAGCAAUUGAGUGAAUGCAUAUAUAAUAAAAUAUUCAUUCAACAUAAUUUAAAAAAAAACAAUAAUUGUAUGAAAGAUGGAAAACACAUCAAAAAUAUUAAUUUAAAGAAUAAAAUAAAAACAUAUAUUACAGUUGUAAAUAGAAAUAAAAGUGUUCCUUUGUUAAAAAUAAAUGUUUUCUCAAAAAAUUGGAAAAAUAAAAAAAUAACAAAUACAAUGAAAAAAGAUAUAUCAAAAAUUAAAAAUAAGAAAUGUUUUCACUUUCUAUGUACAAAUACCUUAAAUAAGAAUAAAAAGGAUAAUUUUAGAUUAAUAGAAUUAAGCAAAUAUUUCAGUAAUUUAAAAAACUUUGGCUUUAAAUUAAACGAAAGUUUACCUAUUUUAAAUGAAGAAAAGAAGUCGUUUUACCUAACUAAAGAUAUUCAAAAAUUUAAUAUAAUAAAAACAAACAGACGAAAUAAAGAGAAAUUUCAUGCAACCAAAUUAACAACAAUAAAAUCGAAUAUUAUAGAUGAUUUUACAAAUAUAAACUUAAAAAAUUAUUAUUUACUUAAAAAAAAAAAUAAUGUUCCUUAUUACAGUAAAUCAUUAAUAAUAAAAAAAAAUAAAUAUUGGAAUGAAGAAAAUAAUAACCUUAAAAAAACAAAAAGUUUUGCAUAUUUUAAAAGGAAUCUAAGAGUUAGUAAAAUUUUUACAAAAGGAAGUAAUAAUAUUAAGAAAUGUGGAAGUAUUAAAACUUUAAAAAAUAAUAUUCUCAGUACAAAUAAAAGUUAUACCAAACAUUGCAAAUAUGUAAAUAAUUUUUUAGAAGAAAAUAAUUAUGAAAUAGAAAAUAUAGAUGUAAAAAAUAUUUGUGAUAUUAACCAAAAGUUAGUAAAAUUAAAAGAUUCUAAUAAAUCCAAAUUAUAUGAAAUUAGAAGAACUAAUGAUUUAAGAGAUAUAAAAAAAAAAUUACCAAAAAAAAAUAUUUUAAAUUAUUAUUUUAACCAUUUUUCUUCAAUAAGUAAUAAAAUGUUAUUUAAUGGAAAUAAAGUUUCAUUAAAUAAUCAAAUUCGUUUGCCAAUGUAUUCUAGUUUCAGUCCCUAUUGCCGUAGAAUUGUUUAUCACAAAAAAAAUAGAGUUUGUCGUACCUUGUCAUUCAAUAUGUGUUUAUCUAAACUUCGUAAUACAUUAAAAAAAAAAAAAGAUAAUUUUACAAGUUCCCAUAAUAGAACAAUCAUACAGGGGGUUCCCAGAGUAAAAAAUAUGAAAAAAUUUAGUUCAAUCAAAGUUAAAAGAAAUUUUACUUUCGAUUGUUGUUGUAAAAAUUAUUAUGAAUCUACAAAUAGCAAAUCAAGUGAACAAAAAUUUUAG
Plasmodium gallinaceum is the source of this 4971-nucleotide messenger RNA. RefSeq lists its product as hypothetical. The record is from RefSeq and is a predicted model, not a curated record. NCBI's taxonomy places the organism in Eukaryota, Apicomplexa, Aconoidasida, Haemosporida, Plasmodiidae. The transcript has 2 exons. The coding region runs from base 1 to 4971 and encodes 1656 amino acids.